AUGUCAAUCUUACUCUGUUUCAUCUUCUUAUUAACCCUUUUCAUAAUCUUCUUGAAAAAUCUCAAGCCUUCGAAAUGGAAGCUUCCUCCGGGACCAAAGACGCGUCCGAUCACCGGAAACUUACACAACCUCCAAGGAGCCCUUCCUUUAUGUCUUCAGAAUCUUUCCCAAAAGUACGGACCAGUGAUGCUUCUUCGGUUCGGAUUCGUGCCCAAGGUGAUUAUCACAUCGAAAGAAGCAGCAGAGGAAGUUCUAAGGAUCCAAGAUCUUCAAUGUUGUAGCCGACCAAAGACAGCCGGGUUCCGAAUGGUCUCUUACAACUGUAAAGACAUCGGAUUCGCGCCAUACGGUGAGGAAUGGAGGACGAUACGAAAGAUCUCGGUUGUCGAGCUCUUCACCGCAAAAAAGAUUCAGUCUUUCACACAUAUCAGAGAGGAAGAGAAUGACUUGUUGGUCAAGAAACUUUCUGAAUCUUCUCUGACACGACCUACCGUGAACUUGAAGAAAACCCUUUACACGUUAGUCGCGAGUAUUGUGUGUAGGGUCGGAUUCGGGCUAAAUCUCCACGAGUGCGAGUUCAUGAAUGAAGACAGCGUCACUGAUGUUAUGAAUAAAAUGGAUUUAGUCCAGACGGUUCCUCUGUACUCUGAUACUUAUCCUGGAAGGAUGGGAAGAUUCGUCGAUUGGAUCUCCGGCCAGAAGAAGAGAUCGGGGAAUUAUUUCUCGGAUGUCAACACUUUCAAUCAGAAUAUUCUCGAUGAUCAUCUUAAGCCUGGAAGGAGAGUGGAAGAGAGCUCUGAUAUAAUCGACGUGAUGAUCGAUAUGAUGAGGAAGCAAGACGAAGACAAAGAUGGAGACUCUUUCAAGCUAACCACAGAUCAUCUCAGAGCAAUGAUUGGGGGCAUAUUUCUAGCAGGAGUAAGCACAAGCGCCUCCACAAUGAUAUGGGCAAUGACAGAGCUGAUCAGAAACCCUAGAGUGAUGAAGAAAGUGCAAGAAGAGAUUCGGACAACGCUUGGGGACAAGAAGGAGAGAGUCACAGAAGAAGAUGUCACCAAACUACAUUACUUCAAGUUAAUUGUUAAGGAGACAUUAAGGUUACACCUACCAGCUCCGUUUUUGCUCCCAAGAGAGACAUUGUCUGACAUCAAGAUCCAAGGCUAUGAUAUUCCCGCCAAAACUCAGAUCUUGAUCAACGCUUACGCGAUUGCACGCGAUCCAAAAUACUGGGAAAACCCCGAUGAGUUUAACCCAGACAGGUUCCUAGACAGUUCCAAAGAUUACAAAGGACUUCACUUUGAGUUUAUACCUUUUGGAUCUGGUAGGAGAGUCUGUCCAGGGAUGGGGACGGCAAUCACCAUUAUGGAAUUGGGUUUGUUGAAUUUGCUUUACUUCUUCGACUGGGGGUUGCCGGAGAAGGAAGAAGGUGACGAUAUAAUCACUAGGAAUGAAGUUGCUCUUGACCUCGUUCAAGUUAUUCCCCACUGA
This is a messenger RNA of Microthlaspi erraticum, 1488 nucleotides long. Lineage: Eukaryota; Viridiplantae; Streptophyta; Magnoliopsida; Brassicales; Brassicaceae. The record is from the annotation of a GenBank genome assembly.